Molecule: messenger RNA, 1108 nt
Organism: Myotis brandtii (Brandt's bat)
Lineage: Eukaryota; Metazoa; Chordata; Mammalia; Chiroptera; Vespertilionidae
Gene: FRMPD4
Product: FERM and PDZ domain containing 4
Exons: 4
Coding region: 277-723 (148 amino acids)
Molecular function (GO): protein binding
Source: RefSeq, a predicted model, not a curated record
CACUGGCCAGAUCCUCCAACAUUUCGGGGGCGGCAUCCCUGCGGGGCCGGCUGCUGGAGGUGGGGGGGCCGAACACACACUUUGUGCGGCCAUCUGACCUUCAGGGAGUCUGGGGAGAGGUUUGAAAGGAUUUUGGACAAGAGGCCUUGAGACUCCAAGAGAAAGAACAAGAAAAGGGGCCAGAGAAGCCUGCGCCCAGGGGGGAGACAGACUGAGUUCGCGAAGAGGGGUGAUUAUCCGAGAUAAUUAUGUAAAAGACGUGGCGAGGAGUUCUCCAUGGCUGCGACUUGGAGUUUACUCUGCCUGAGCCACAGGACGAAGUCUUCAGGCUGGCCACCUCCCUCGGGAACCUGGGGCUUGAACCAGGUCCCCCCCUAUGGAUGGGAGAUGACGGCGAGCCGGGAUGGCCGGGACUGCUUCAUCAGUCACAUGACUCAGGCAAUCCCAUUUGAUGACCCCCGGUUGGACAGCUGCCAGAUCAUCCCCCCGGCCCCGCGGAAGGUGGAGAUGCGGAGGGACCCCGUCCUGGGAUUCGGCUUCGUGGCGGGGAGUGAAAAGCCAGUGGUCGUUCGCUCAGUGACACCAGGUGGCCCCUCGGAAGGCAAGCUUAUCCCGGGAGAUCAGAUCGUAAUGAUUAAUGAUGAGUCAGUCAGCGCUGCGCCGAGGGAGCGGGUCAUCGAUCUGGUCAGGUGGGUGACAGGCUCCUGUGCGGGGUCCCGCUGAGAAGUUGGCUGCACAGCUGAGGCCUCACUGGGCAGAGGAUGGGCUGCCCGGGCCCAUUAGGGCGGAAACACGCCCCCCCCCCGCCCCCCACACACACACACACAUUCACCUGGAAAAUGCCGGUGACGCUGAACUCUAACAUGAAAAGACACGUGCUCCGUAAACACAGAACACCCCGUCGCUCACCCCGUGUUGCGUUAACAUUCAGAAUGCAUGCACUUCAGCUCAAACUGGUUUUGACUCCCAUCUCUCUUACCCUAUCCAUGUGUUUUUCCUUCCAAAAUUGCUAACACAUUGACAGUCCAUAACCAAGGAGAUCAACAUGCCCUGCCUGGAUUCAGUUUAAGGGAUGAGUAAUUUACAUACGGAAUCUCACGGAAACGAA